Penicillium griseofulvum is the source of this 504-nucleotide messenger RNA. RefSeq lists its product as uncharacterized. Bases 1 to 504 code for a protein of 167 amino acids. Lineage: Eukaryota; Fungi; Ascomycota; Eurotiomycetes; Eurotiales; Aspergillaceae. The transcript has a single exon. The record is from RefSeq and is a predicted model, not a curated record.
AUGUUAUUGUCGAACGUUGUGAUCGCAGCGUGUUGCCUGUCAACCCCAACACUAGCCUCCAUAUGGCCAUCAUCUAUCGCAGCACUGCCAGAGGAUCUCGCCGAGACACCAACUGCAGUCACAGGCUAUGUAUCUCAAUGGGUGAAAUCGUUGAAAAGCACCAUCCAAACGCUCUACAACCCAGAAACCUGCAGUUUGAUGAGCGGGACCUACGAGAACAUGAAAUGGUCCUGGCAGUCUGUCAACCCAGAGUGCGACAUCAAAGCACAGCGCGACGCGAUUUCCCACGCCACCAAGGAUUACACGACCAGCGAGGAUAACAAAGAGUAUUGCAGAGAUGGCGAUACCAAGUGUCUACGCAUGGUUGCUGGUAGUUCUCGGGAUGGAUGGUUGAAGCUGAAACCGGUCGAUGAAUUUGAUGAAAAGGCAUAUUGCGGCCCGACCUUGACCUUCGAUUCGUAUCUUAUGGGUGGAAACGAUCGCUGUGAACAUCAUGUUCUCUGA